Messenger RNA from Xenia sp. Carnegie-2017, 7394 nucleotides. RefSeq lists its product as uncharacterized. The transcript is spliced from 43 exons. Gene Ontology annotation, biological process: neuromuscular synaptic transmission. The coding region runs from base 271 to 7242 and encodes 2323 amino acids. Gene Ontology annotation, molecular function: protein binding. NCBI's taxonomy places the organism in Eukaryota, Metazoa, Cnidaria, Anthozoa, Malacalcyonacea, Xeniidae. The record is from RefSeq and is a predicted model, not a curated record.
AUGGGAUAAGAAACAAACCAACACUAUCAUAAAUAGUUCUUGGCAUCAUGCGAAGUAUUAGGUAAAACUUUCUUCAUUGAAAUGGUAUGCUUAGCGAGUUGGUUCAAACUUAUCAUCGUUCAUCUGUAACUCUGGUAUUUUUUGUUCGGGAUGAUGGCAAUCUUUCAAAGUACAGUGCUAUAGAAGACACCAGUGCAGUGAUGUUGAGCACUGAUGGCUGAGCAUACGACAUUGAAGAUGUGCAUGUAGCUAACUGAUUUGGAGUUCCAUAUGGCUCAACUAAAUCUAGAAGCAGAGAACUUGGGACUUCGUGAAACCCUUCAAGAAUUACACACGACACUUUCUGACGAGAAGAAUUGCGAGUUGAAUUUAAGACGAGAGCACAUCGUUGAAGUGAAGCAAAUAAGAGAAGAAGAGCGCAAACGCUGUCAGGUUGUAUUGAGUGAAGCUCGACGCAAAUUUUAUAAGGAAAAGCAAGAAGAACUCAACGAGCUUAAAGAUCGUCUCGUUAAGGAGAAAGAAAAAGAAAUUGCGGCUGCAGUGAAGCGAAAAGAUGAAGAGUCGAAAAAACGCGAGUCGGACUGGAAUCGCGAUCAAGAGAAUUUGCUUCAAAAACUUCGUUUUCAGAUUACCAACGAGACGAAAGAUGAAGUUGAGAAAAUGUUCAGGAAACAGGUGACGAAAUUGGAGGUCUGCAUAGAAGAUUUGAAAGAAGAAAAGAGGAAGGUCGAAGAAAGAUGUAAAAUUGCGGAGGAUGCGGAUAAGAAAAAGAUGAUCGAACUACGGAGAGCGCAUGCGCAGCACGAACAGGAAAUACUUAGGCAGAGGCGACUAUCUUGGAAGGAUGCCCGAAAGCAGAUGACAGAAAUCCGUCAGUUGACAAACAUCAUUCAUCAUCUUGAAAAAAAGCUUGGCAUCGAAUCAUGUAACUAUAUUCGAUCGCAACUUGAGAAAGACUCUCUGAAAGACAAACUGGAUCAAAUAAGUAGAGACGACAUUUCUGGACGAAAAAGUUCUAACGUGGUGGUGGAUUCUUCGGAAUCGUCGAUUAAAACUGUCGGCUAUCCGUCAUUUCAACAAAUCCAGCAGCAGAAAAUUGCUGUUGAAAAACUCGAGAAAACUAUAAAGGGUAAAGACAGAAGGAUCGAGAUAUUGAAGCAGAAAUUGUAUAAAAGUCCAAAGUUUGCUAGUUUCCAUAGUUCAAUGGAUGACAUUCAUCUUUAUGAAGGUUAUGACGAACGAGAAGAUUGUAUUUCGCCUGUAUUCAGUGCAUGCAGCUCAAGCAGCAGUUCGAUUAUCGAAGAAACAAUCGAAGAAAGUCAAGAUGUCGAAUUACUUUCUCGUCUUCACAAAGAAAUUCUUCAACUACAGAAAGUGAACUCUUUUCUUCAGCAAGAAAACGACGACCGCAGAAAAGAAAUUGUCGCAGGAAAAGGAAAAGUAGAAAAUGAUCUGUUUGAAGCUCAACGACAAAUCGACGAACUAAACAAGGAACUUGUUGAAAGUCACGAUCGUAAUGAAUUGCUGGAGUUUCAACUUCAGGAAUUGAUCCAGGAAAACUUCCUUUGUCAAGAAAAUAGGGUGAAACUCAACGUUCCCACUAUAUGUGUUGACUAUCAAUUCUCUGAUGAAGAGUUGAUGUGUUCCACCGAAGAUGUGAAAGCAAGCUUGGAGAAGCUUCAGAACGAAAAGAAACCAAUGCUAUCGCGAAACGAGCAGCUUGCUCUCGCACGAACACAACGUUUGCUGCUAAAGAUGUCGAAUCAGGAGUUAUCUUUCAUGGAAUAUGUUAAAGACGACUUGAAUGCAAACGAAGAUUUCCCUUAUGUCGAUAGAUUAAACUCUCCCAUCAAAGAUGACAAUGUUUGUUUUGAGUUAGUAAGCGAUGAUGCCAAUAAAAUCGACGUAGACGCGCAAAGCAUUGUAAACACAGCUGACUAUUCAAGACAAAAUGAAGUACACAUUGCGAACAACGAAAGAGAACCGUCAAUUUUUGCAGCAACGGAAAAAUUCAACUCGGCAAUACAGUGCAAUAUUUUAUGUCUCCGUGAAGAUUUUAUAGAAACUUCCACGGAGUUUGACGGCGCUCGUUUUAAAAAGGUACCGUGCUGUAGUGAUAUCGCUGUCCAGACUGAAGUCGAUCUUGCACGUGACGUUAAGAUAAGUGAUGACGUCAGUAGGAAUUUGGUAGAUGAUGACGUCAUCGAGAAGCAUGACGGCGCUCGUUUCAAAAAGGUACCGUGCUGUAGUGAUAUCGCUGUCCAGACUGAAAUCGAUCUCGCUCGUGACGUUAAGACAAGUGAUGACGUCAGUAGGAAUUUGGUAGAUGAUGACGUCAUCGAGAAGCAUGACGGCGAGGCUAGUGAAAAGAGUUUGAUCGGUGGUAACUGGAAAGAUUUGGUCAUUGAAUCUGGUGAAAAUGGCGAACUUUUAGACUGUCUUGUGUACGUGAAGGAAGGUGUUUUAACAAUUAUUGGAGAGAAUUAUCGAAAAUGCUGUUCGGAAAUCACUUCAAUGGAUGUUUUCAACAAUAGCAAGAAAGAGGAUUUUUCUCAUAAGAGAACGACCGAAAAUAAAAUGAAUGAUGGCCAGGAUUCACCACGUAACCAAUGCUUGUGUAAGGACAUUGCCACACAAUGCGAGUUCGCCGAAGUCCUUUCGUUUGACGGACUCAUAUCGGGUUUUUCCGGGGAUCUUCGGGAGGACGAUGACGAUUGCGAGGAUUCAGCACGUGACCAAUGCUUGUGUAAGGACAUUGCCAUACAAUGCGAGUUCGCCGAAGUCCUUUCGUUUGACGGACUCGUAUCGGGUCUUUCCGGGGAUCUUCGGGAGGACGAUGACGAAUCGUUGAUCAAGGAGGUGAUGGCAUUGGCGAAGGAAUGCAGUCAAAACGAUUUAUUGAUCAAUCAACAUUUCUACGAAGUUGUGAAACAACAAGAAAUAUUGACACCUUUACAAGAAACACUUGGACGAGAUUUUUCAAGAGACACAAAGGAUAUGCAAACGCAAUGCGAGUUACAUGAAGUAUUGCAAAGAGAAGAUAAGUGCAUUGAAUGUGCGAUCGUGGAUGACGUUUUAAUCAAGAAAGAUUCAACGACUAAUGAAAGAGAUGUUGGAAAUGUCGAGGCUUCUUCCUCACUUGUCGUGUUGCGUCAAGCGAAUGUGAACAAUGAAAUGGAGGGUGGCGAUAAUCUUUCUUUUGACGGUAGUAACAUGAGUGAAAGUCGAAAUGUUGCGUUCGUGAAUCAAAGCUCGAAGGAAGGAACUUUAGCAGCUUCUGGUGAAACAUUAGAAGCGGAGGGUGAUGAAGCGAGAAAGAUUCAACAAAGUUCCUCAACGGUUAAAACUGAAUCGGAAACUCUUCAACAUGCUGACAUCGGAGGGAAUGGUAUCGAAUGUGUACACGGUGAUAUUGUUGCUGACUCUCAGGGAAUUGGUACUCAAUCUGCAUGUAGUGAGCAGGUUGGGGAGAUGCUGAAGAACGAAGCCGAGUCUAGUUGCAAUGAUUGUGUUGUAGUCAAUGGAAAUAAUUUUUCCGAAGUUCAAGGCAGUGAUGCAGAAUUUGCAUUUACUGAUGGGAUUGCAGAGGCGCAGUUCACUGACACUGACACAGCAACUACAGUGACACCUUCAACAUUCACUGACACAGCAACUACAGUGACACCUUCAACAUUCACUGACACAGCAACUACAGUGACACCUUCAACAUUCACUGACACAGCAACUACAGUGACACCUUCAACAUUCACUGACACAACAACUACAGUGACACCUUCAACAUUCACUGACACAGCAACUACAGUGACACCUUCAACAUUCACUGACACAGCAACUACAGUGACACCUUCAACAUUCACUGACACAGCAACUACAGUGACACCUUCAACAUUCACUGACACAGCAACUACAGUGACACCUUCAACAUUCACCGACACAGCAACUACAGUGACACCUUCAACAUUCAAGGACACAGCAACUACAAUGACACCUUCAUCAUUCACUGACACUGACACAGCAACUACAGUGACAUCUUCAACAUUCACUGAUACAGCAACUACAGUGACACCUUCAUCAUUCACUGACACUGACACAGCAACUACAGUGACAUCUUCAACAUUCACUGACACAGCAACUACAGUGACACCUUCAACAUUCACUGACACAGCAACUACAGUGACACCUUCAACAUUCACUGACACAGCAACUACAGUGACACCUUCAACAUUCACUGACACUGACACAGCAACUACAGUGACACCUUCAACAUUCACUGACACAGCAACUACAAUGAUACCUUCAACAUUCACUGACACUGACACAGCAACUACAAUGACACCUUCAACAAUUCCUGCAUCUCCUACGAUUACAAAUAACUUUGGUGAAGUCUUUAAAACAAUUUUGACCGACGAAGUUGAUGCAAUCUUUGAAAGCGACGAUUCUUCGCAUUCAAACACUUCUCCAGAGUCACAGCAUGAGGUUGUAAAGCGUGAAAGCAUUCCAGAUUCCAAAUAUCGUCAACCUCCUCCCGUAUUACCCAAACCAAAAUACUUCACACGUAGUGUGACAAUUGGUGCACCCCCCUUGCGUAAAACACCAAGUUCCUUGGCUGCGCAGAAAGACAUAGUUGAUGGUUGUUUCCCACCGGAGGGGCUGGUCUCCAAACGUGCUAGUGAAUUCAAUCAUGGUGAGAUCGAUAUACUGAAAGAAAAGAUUGUUUAUCUUGAGAGACAGAUAAAGAACAAAGACAGUCUCUUGGAGACAGUCAAGGCUGAGACCACGGAGAUUGAAACAAACGCAUAUAUAAAAAAGAAGGAAGACGAUAUUAAAAUGAUGGACGAAACGAUUCGUUUUCUCAAAGUCGAGAACAAAAAGCGAGAGAAUGAGGCGAUCGCCAAGAUUGACGAGUUGAUUAGAUGUAAUGGCGAGUUGGAACAGUUGCACUUUAAUCUUGAAAAUGUCAUAAAUCAACGGGAUUUCUUGAUGCAGAAAGUCAGCUCUACCGAGGAUUGUAUGAAGCAACUAAAAUCCCUGGAAGAAAGGCACGGUGAACUGAAAUGCGACUAUGAUUCUCUUACGAUGGAAAACACUCAACUUAAGGAGCAGCUUUCGAGGCUCGAGAGAGCUGACAAAGAGUUUGUUGUGUUGGAGAGAACUAUCUCAAAUUUACAGAACAAGCUUAACGAGUUAGAAGAAGUAAGACAAGACAGAGAUAAGGUUCGCGAGGAAUUGAAGGAGCUGCAAACUGAGAAUAAUGAAAUUACCGAAAAACUUAAGAAACUUGAAGCUGAGAAAAGAGAUUUUUCGAUGAACAAUUUACUUUCGCAGCAAGAAAAAGGGAAUUUACAAGCGAAAAAUUGCCAGUUGCUGAAGACAAACGAUAAUUUAAGAAACAAGGUAUCAGAUUUGGAUAAAGAAGUUCGCGACUUGCAAGGACGAACAUUUAAUGUUGAGAAAAACAGGGACGAGGCUAACUCUCAACUGAGAAAGUGUGAAAUGGAAAAAAUAGAAUUGAGACAACGAUUGCACGAGUUGUUGCAAUGGAAGGCUAACACGAAACUGGAUGAAAGCAAGUCGCGAGAUUUUCAUCCCGAUCUUCGUUUCCUACACGAACAGUUCAAAAAAAUCGAACGUGAACGAGAAGACUUGUCUUAUGAACUCGGUGAUUGCUUGAAAGAGAGAAAUGAGUUGGCGUCGAAAAGUGCUCUUUUGGUUAAAUUGUCGAAUGAAAACAAGAUGUUGGAGGAAAAGUUAUACAGCUUCAAGUUAAAGAUCGCUGAACUCACAGGACAAAAAGAGGAUGCCGAAGUACAACUACCUACUUUGAAGGCCAAAUUAGCGCUUCUGAAGCAGUCAUGCAGAGAAAAGGAUGAACAAAUGGAUAAAUUCAAACGACAAAUUCGUGUUUUGAAAUUUUCCAUUGCAAGCUUUGAAAAAGUCGAUCUCUCAAAUCGCUCUCACAAUAUGUCUCGACAUUUUCCAGAUACGAAUAAUAACGUAGCAUCACGUGAUUGCAACGUUAAACAGUGCGUGGUCUUAUUCGAUUAUGAUCCGCAACGUUUGAGCAGCACAGGUCACCCAGAAAGUGAGCUGAAAGUGAAGAAAGGUGACGUCGUUACCGUAUUGGGUGAUCUCGAUGUUAAUGGUUAUUACAUGGGCGAGUUGAACGGGAAGAGAGGACUGGUGUCGAGUUUGUACGUCGAAGAUAUGAACGAUUGGAAGAUAAGAAAAGCGAAAGAAAAAAUGAACAACAUGGAAACGAGUUACGACAAUUUCCGACUUAAGCCGACAUCAGACCGAAUGUAUAAGAACGGUUUCAAUAAACGGUCGUUCGUUCCAUUACAAGAUCACAAUCCAUUUACAUUAAGUACGUCGAACAACGCAGACCCGGACUUGUCGUUGACCAAAGGGGAAUUGGUGACAGUCGUUGGAGACGUGAAUACCGAUCGAUCCUUUACAAUAGAAAAAAAAGAACUGCUUCCGAAAGAUGAAGUGAUGAGAUCAUUCGAUAAAACAUUCCACUCCUUAGGUUUACCUUCAGCGCCCAGUAAUCUUCAUGUGAUACGUUGUGUAAAUGAGGACUGUUUAUUGGUUGGCUGGAUCGCGCCAUAUCUUGAUGAAUUUGGAAGGAACGGCGGACAUAAGAUCGAAGGAUACAAUAUUAUUGUAAAUGGAGUGAACAAACUAGAUGUUGAAAGUCCUUUUAUGGCUAAGGCCCUUAUUGAAAAUCUCGAUUUGACUCGUCCGCUGGAGAUCGCUAUUCGAACGGUGGCUGAAAAUGGAUUUUUUUCGGAAAAAAGUGUAACGCACUUUAACGAGUCAGCAGCGUCGGACGGAACAACAGUUAUUAUUGAUAAUGUUUCGCAACUGAACGCUCCAUAUCGGACGUUCGUCGCUCUGUUCAGUUAUGCUCCAAUGAAAAGUUCACCCAAUCCCGACCCAAGCCUUGAAUUAGGAUUUCAAGAGGGAGACAUUGUUCGCAUUUUGGACACAACCAGACCCGAUGGAUAUUUUGUCGGAGAGAUAAACGGUAAAAGGGGCUUGGUUCCCUCAAAUUUUAUUGAAGAAAUUGCGACGGUACGAAGACAGGAUGAAAAUAGAUCGAUUGAUAUUGACAAUACGAUCGCGAAGCGCCUUGAUUUAUUGAACGGUACCAAUAGCAAGUUAUCUAAUGAAUCUUUCACUGGGCCACGUGGGGUUCAAUUUGCUAACGAAAAAGAUUUUCGUCGCGUAUCGUCAGGUUAGGAAAAAUCAAUGAGAUUCUUGUUUAGGAGAAAUCACAUACAUUUCACAAAUUCCAUAAGGUUUUUAUGCACAAAUAACAAAAAAAAAACGAACUAUUUUAUUGCAAUAUAUGUAUAUAAUUUAUUUGUCAAUAAACUACUUUACACAAAACA